Molecule: messenger RNA, 1208 nt
Organism: Caenorhabditis angaria
Lineage: Eukaryota; Metazoa; Nematoda; Chromadorea; Rhabditida; Rhabditidae
Source: the annotation of a GenBank genome assembly
AUGGUUGGUGGACAUACUGAACAAGAUCCAACUAAAAAGGAAUAUACUGUGAGUUUUUUUGUUUUUGAAUACAUCUCUGGAUGAUAAAAUAAUUAUAUUUUUCAGGACUUCGCAUGGAAGGCGGUUAAAGGAAUCAAUGAUCAAGCUUCAAACAAUGGCCCAUAUUAUUACGUGCCAAUCAAGGUAACAUUUUUUAUCAGAAAUCUUUAUAUUUAUUUUGAAAAUCAAUCAAUCAAUACACUUUAUCAUAUAGCAUUUUUCCAAUUUACAAAAAGCCUAGGCAUGUUUUGUAGUAGUUGGUGAAAUGGUAGUUGUUGAUUUUGGAACAUCUCCAUUAUUCAAAACAAUGAUUAAAAUUGAUCCACCAAGAAGUGCUGCCCAAACAGCCCAAAAAAGGAUAAUUGCGAUAACUCGAGCAGUUUUCCAAAAUGGCUCGCGACGUUUUUCACGAAGUUCUAGAAGAGUGUAACCAAUUACCUGCGGUUUUUCCUGAAAACCAAAAAGUUUUGGGAAUUUUAAUGAAAAUUCUCACCAACCUUUCGAUUUCUAGCCUCUGUGGAUUCUGAAGAAUAUUCUGAACAUGGUGAAGAAACAACUGUUGCACUUCGUAUUGUCUCCAUUUUAAUCGAUUAGAAAAAAAUUCCGAAUUGAAUGAAUGUUAGAAGACAGAAAUGAAAAUGAUAAGACGGUGUGCAAAUAAUUCAAAAUAGAUAAUAAUUUUGUGUUUUUUGUUCCGAUUGAAUAAGAAAAACUAAAGUUCACGGAAAAAUUGGAAUGUCAAAUAAUUUAUUAUUUUUAUUUUAUUGUUGUUGGACAAAAAAAAAUGAAAAUAAAAAAUAAUGGUUUGCGCAGAUUAGUUGGAAUAUAAAAAAUAAAAAUAACAUUUUGAACUAAAUGAAAUUUUUUGCAGGUUGUAAAAGCAACAACACAAGUCGUCGCUGGUCUCAGCACAAAUCUCGAAGUUCUCGUCGGCGAAUCCACAUGCAAAAAAGGAGAACUUCAAGCUCACGAGAUUUCAGCUUCCAACUGCCAAGCUAAAGAAGGAGGAUCACGCGCGGUAAAUUUUUCUGAACAAAGUAUGAAAAAAAAAUUAUGAACAUGGUGGUUUUCAGCUCUACAAAGUCAACAUUUGGGAGAAGCCAUGGGAGAAUUUCGAGCAAUUCAAUGUUGAGAAAAUUCGCGAUGUUGCUGCCAAUGAGCAAAUUUAA